UAUGUGAAAAAAAUAAAAACAAACUGACAUUAGCUGAUUUAAAUAAUAUUUCUAGCAUAAAUAUUAUUUCCUAUUAGGCAAUGCUCCUUUUGAGACUUGGAAGUGUUAAUAAAUUAAUAAUACCUAGGAUGUACCUACCUUGAUGAAGAGAAAUAUGUUUAAGUACCAAAUCAAAUCACUUAUAUUACUUUUUCUUGGAAAAUAUGCACUAUGUAUCUCUGAUAUGACUGAAAGUUCAUUUGGAAAAUAUAACGAGGGUCUUAUAGCUGCAUUUGGCGACUUUAAUUCUGAUGAACUUACUGAUGCCUUUAUAAUAAACGGGACUAGUAUAGAAGUGCUUUUGGCACAUGAUAAAGAACCAUUUUUACGUCCUUCUUCUUAUAUCUGCAAUUUUAGUAAUGUUUUAAUCACAAGCAUAGUACCAGGUGACUUUGAUGGAGAUGCCUACAUGGACAUUCUUUUUACUACUCAACUUCAAAAUGAAACAUCCUCCCUACAUGAGGUGAGAAUAUUAUGGGGUGGUAUGCCUGACCUUAAUUGCACAGAUGCUUUUUUAAUAAAAGCUAUAACAUUAGGCCAACCACUAGUUAUGGAUUAUAACCGUGAUAUGAUAUUAGAUCUUUUUGGAAUAAAUUCCCAGAAUCAAAGAGUUUUUUGGGUCUUUGAUAAUUCAAGAUCAACACCCCUAGAGAUAUUGAUGAAUGGUGGAAAUAAUAAAGAAAUAAAAUUACCACACUCACACUCCUUCUUAGAUGUCAAUGAUGAUAAUGCUGCUGAUUUAUUAGUAACUACAAAGCUUGAUGUAGAAGUUUGGUUGAAUGAAGAGCCUAGUGGAUUUAAAUUCAAUAAUAGCAUAGAGCUCCUUGUUGGAUUUGCGACUAUAUAUGGUCAAGUAUUAUUUAUUGAUGUGGCACUUUCUGGGGAGUUCUUUUUAGUUGUACCUGUUUGUUAUGACCUUGGUUGUAUAAACAGUACAAUUCUUAUAUAUGACAACAAGCAAUGGCAUGAUUUGCAAGUGGACUUUAAUGAUGGAAAAGGCACAAUGUGGCAUUUCAUUCCACCUCGAGAUGAGCCUUACCUAGAUACAAUAACAAUGCGAAGUGGCGAUUACAAUAUGGAUGGUUACCCUGACAUUCUAAUGACUCUCAGCCCUUCAAAUAAUAAUAAUGAGACAAGAGUUUUCUUAAUGCAUAAUGUCCCAUGCAAUCUACCGGGAUGCAAAUUUCACAGAACUUUUGAAAUUCAAUGGGAAAAAUUUAACUCUUUUGGUAACAAUGUUGUUAUGGCAACUUUUUAUGAUUUCUACAUGGACGGAGUGUUGGAUGUUAUUUAUGUUCAAAAGAACAUGACGACAAACAAAUAUGUUAUGAAAGCUUUUCGGAAUGAAUUAGAAUAUGAUACAAACUUUAUUAAAGUUAUUGUUGUUACUGGACUAAGUAAUAAAAAGGUGCCUACAAUCAAUGGUACAUUAUACACUCGAAAAGUUACUUUUGGAACUAAUUUACCUGGCCCAAAGAUUGGAUAUAACACCUGGUCUCAAGAAGGUACUUAUAGAACUGGAGUUUGUGCUCAACUUCCACAAUCAGCAUACUAUGCUUUACAAUUACCCUAUUCUAUAUUUGGUCUGGACCGUACUCCUAACUUUGUGGAUACACUUACUGUAGGACUUUCUGGGUACUCUAAAAGCUGGACACAAAUCAUUCCUAAUUCUCAAAUUGUAUUAAUUCCUGCACCACCCAAUGAUCCUUCCCAGUGGAGAGCUCAGUUAUUUGUUACUCCCAGCAAAGUUAUUCUUAAAAGUGUCUUCGUUUUAACGGCUAUCAUUAUUGUUAUUAUUGGAUGUGUUCUGUAUUUGCAUUGGAAAGAAAGAAAUGAUAGGCAAGAUAUUAUAGAAAUUGAUGAGAAAACAUAUGUUAAAUUAUAGGUUUAUUCAUUAUCUAUAAGUAAAAAUAAUUUUAGUUUGGAAUCUGUGAUUGAAAAAAUUACUUGUUUAAUCCUAGGAAUAUAAGCAAAGUAUUUCAUUAUUGUUAUCAACUAAUACAUACAUUAUAUUAUACUCACUAAAACUUUUCACACUCUUUGGUAAAUUAGAACUAUAUUUUGUUGAAAUUGGUGUUUGAAAUGUAUAUAGAUUAUUUUUCAUUGAUUAUUUCAAUAAUUUUCACGACUGAAGUCAAAUGACUAUUAUGUGGUGAAAAUAUAUAAAAUCUUGAUGGUUAUCAGUUUUAAAUUCAAACUGAUUUACUUUUAUAGCUUUAUAUUGAAUGUUUGUUCGUAGUGUGGUAUGUUCAUAUGUUUAAUAUAAUUUUGUAUUGUAAUUAAACUAGAAUAAAGACUGUUUUUCACAUAUUUGUUGAAAUAAAAACGAAAAAUGAA
Messenger RNA from Colias croceus (clouded yellow), 2376 nucleotides. RefSeq names its product T-cell immunomodulatory protein. The transcript is spliced from 3 exons. The record is from RefSeq and is a predicted model, not a curated record. Bases 143 to 1924 code for a protein of 593 amino acids. Lineage: Eukaryota; Metazoa; Arthropoda; Insecta; Lepidoptera; Pieridae. Gene Ontology annotation, cellular component: plasma membrane.